GCGGCGCAGUGCGCAGGCGCGUCGGUGUACCUCUGCAGGCCCGCUGGGUCUCACCGCGCAGGCGCAGGCGCGGCCACCGGUGUGGUCCCCAUGGAGCUACCGUAGCGGUGCCGGCGCAGUCGGGAGCGUCCGGCAUGAGCGCUGUCGAAGCCGACCGCUGGGCGUGGCUGCUGGUGCUCAGCUUCGUGUUUGGGUGCAAUGUCCUUAGGAUCCUCCUCCCGUCCUUCUCCUCCUUCAUGUCCAGGGUGCUGCAGAAGGAUGCAGAGCAGGAGUCACAGAUGAGAGCCGAGAUCCAGGACAUGAAGCAGGAGCUCUCCACGGUCAACAUGAUGGACGAGUUUGCCAGAUAUGCCAGGCUGGAGAGGAAAAUCAACAAGAUGACAGAUAAGCUCAAAACCCAUGUGAAAGCGCGGACAGCUCAGCUAGCCAAGAUAAAAUGGGUUAUAAGUGUUGCCUUCUACAUAUUGCAAAUUAGGAAGAAACAGCAAGAAGUGGUGGGCUUUUUAGAAGCUAAUAAAAUUGACUUUAAGGAAUUAGAUAUUGCUGGAGAUGAAGACAAUAGGAAAUGGAUGAGAGAGAAUGUUCCUGGAGAGAAAAAACCUCAAAAUGGGAUUCCUUUGCCUCCCCAGAUCUUCAACGAAGAGCAGUAUUGUGGGGAUUUCGACUCUUUCUUUUCUGCAAAAGAAGAGAAUAUUAUCUACUCAUUCCUUGGUUUGGCUCCCCCUCCAGGCUCAAAGGGAGCAGAGAAGGCUGAAGAAAGUGGAGAAAAUGAGACACAAAAAGAGAAUGAUGAAGGUGCUGGUAAACUUGCUGAAUCCCAGGAGAAGAAUAAAACCCAAGCCACGAAGCAACAUUUCAAAUGUCUCCCACAAACCAAACUCAACGAAAUACUUUGGCCUGAAGCUAGUACACCUCUCUUAGUACAUCCGGAGGUUCACCGAGGACUUGUGUUAUCUGACGUGGUUAGAUGUACAUGGAUAUAGCUCCUUCAUCAUAUCAAUAUGAAAUUAAAUGUAAAGAUAGUAUAUGCAUACCUUCAUGUGCCUGAUAUUCUUGGCCUUUGCUAUUUUUUUUCUUUUUUGCUCUGUAUGACUAGACCUUCUUAUUAAUACUCCAAAAAAGUUGAUUUCAAGGUGUAGAACUCUUGAUACAGCAAAAGUAUUUCUUCAUAUGUGCCUUAUGCUACUUGUCUCAGAAUUAGCUUUGAAAAUGAAGUGCUUUCGAGAGAACCAUCAUAUAAAUAAAGAUUAAUAGAAAAAUA
This is a messenger RNA of Carlito syrichta (Philippine tarsier), 1261 nucleotides long. RefSeq names its product tail-anchored protein insertion receptor WRB. The transcript has 7 exons. NCBI's taxonomy places the organism in Eukaryota, Metazoa, Chordata, Mammalia, Primates, Tarsiidae. Bases 135 to 983 code for a protein of 282 amino acids. The record is from RefSeq and is a predicted model, not a curated record. Gene Ontology annotation, biological process: tail-anchored membrane protein insertion into ER membrane.